AUGCCCUACACAUUUGACUGGGUGAGCAAGGAUGUGGUCAAAAAGCUUCAAGGAAAAGAUCUGAGGCCAGUCAGACGCCUGUCAGAUGCAACCAAAUUCCGCCAGUUUGACAUACUUCAGAAGACUCCGCAGUCAUUGUUCUUUAAAUCUGAAGAUACUCCGGUCGGAUAUUCCCUUCUGCAGAUCUUGGAGCCCAAUUUUCCCGUCCCAGAGCCUGAAGUGUCAGCUCCCAUCCCCCUCAAACACAUCAUAUCCCAGAAACUGAAGGCUAACGUGGAUGUCAAAGCCGCCAUUGCAGACGGAGGUGCAUCGGCAGAGUUUGUUCAGUCCUGUGGAUAUGACAUCGAGGUUCAGAGUAGGAGCAUCCCAGAUUCAAAACUGGAAAGUCUCCAAAACAGGAAACUGUUGGAUAAGGAGCCAUCAUUUGUGACAGAUUGCCGGAUGGGAAGGAACAACCUGUAUGUGGUGACAGAGGCCUUUGAAGUGACCAAGGAUACCGUGGUGGAAGGUAGCAGCAGCAUUGGCCUUUCAGGCAAAGCGCUCGUCUCCCAGUUGGUCAAGGGUGAAGCCCAGGGACAGUGGCAAAGGGAAAUAACAGAUUCAGUACCUAUUCAAAAGGGUGCAGUGUUGGCCUACAAGAAGAAGCAAUUGGUCAUUGAGAAUAACACUUGUGCCAUUCUCCUUUCUGCUAAUGCUAAGAAGAAGACCUUUCCAGGAAUAUUUAAUAUGAUACCCAAGUAUAUUGCAAUGUCGCCACAGUCAUGUACUCUAAAAAUGGAGAUAGGCUUGUGGAUAGAUUACAUCCCUCCAAUUGGACGUAUAGAGGAGCCCGUCCAUCUAGAUUUCAAGUACCUAGAAAAGGAAGUUUUCCUACGCAAAGAGCAACUGGCUAUGCUCUCAAAGGAUGUUCAAGAUGUUGUGUUCUCCAGUCUCCUGCCCAUGCUCAGUGACAGUGAUGUUCUGUAUGACCUGAUAAACAUGCUGGAGUUGGAUCAGUUGGGGCAUAUGGAUGGCCCAGCUGGCUUAAUCCUAGAUGAGCUGAGAAAGAACUCAAGCGCCCCAUGGAUUGACUUAAAGGAACCCCUUCUUUAUCUCCUUCAAGCCCUAAUGGUGCUGAGUGAUACCCAACUCGAUCUGCUGGCCCAGUCUAUGGAGAUGCGGAUCCUCCUGCAGCAAAGAGAGCUGGUAAGGAGCAUCCUAGAGCCAAAUUUCAAGUAUCCCUGGAACAUUCCCUUCACACUCCAGCCUCAGCUUCUCGCCUCACUCCAGGGUGAGGGUUUGGCCAUUACUUAUGAAUUGCUGAAGGGGUGUGGUCUGAAGAUGGAGCUGAAUAACCCCAGGUCAACUUGGGUUUUGGAAGCCAAGAUGCCCCUGUCAGCUCUUUAUGGGAUCCUGUCAUGUUUACAGCAACUCACAGAAGCCUAAAUCUUCCUCCGAGCCUGGCCUCAGUCCUAGAUACAUUCGAGAUACUGCACUAUCAGCAUUCACAAGAGUGGUGAUUUGAGUGUGUGCUUUAGGCUGGUGGGAAUAAAGAUGCAAUUUUUUUAAA
Molecule: messenger RNA, 1549 nt
Organism: Rattus rattus (black rat)
Lineage: Eukaryota; Metazoa; Chordata; Mammalia; Rodentia; Muridae
Gene: Gsdmc
Product: gasdermin C
Exons: 11
Coding region: 1-1425 (474 amino acids)
Biological process (GO): defense response to bacterium; pyroptotic inflammatory response
Molecular function (GO): phosphatidylinositol-4,5-bisphosphate binding; phosphatidylserine binding; phosphatidylinositol-4-phosphate binding
Source: RefSeq, a predicted model, not a curated record